This is a messenger RNA of Baudoinia panamericana UAMH 10762, 1279 nucleotides long. RefSeq lists its product as uncharacterized. The record is from RefSeq and is a predicted model, not a curated record. Bases 190 to 1017 code for a protein of 275 amino acids. The transcript is spliced from 2 exons. Lineage: Eukaryota; Fungi; Ascomycota; Dothideomycetes; Mycosphaerellales; Teratosphaeriaceae.
AGACCUGUACGCAACAUGUACUAGAAUGUGCAGUAUGCCCAAUCUUGCAACGCGAAGAAUGUCUUGCCUGAUCGAGUAUUCACUUCGAGGAUCGACCACCGCCGUACCUUCCUAACGGAUUGGAUCACGUGCCGUCGCGACAUUGCGCUAGAAGCAUCUCCGCCGAUCUGCUUGAGCAGCCUUGUAACCAUGUCGCCCAUUCGGCGCUAUCUGCGCAUCACCAAAUAUUCGGUGCUUGAGGUCCGCAUCUAUUUGGAGAAGCCAUCGGAUGCUUCAUGGCUGCUCUCAUCCCGCGAGCCCGUGUUACACCGUAUCAUUGAGGCAGUCCGGCCACUGGUGCUCCCUAAGCUGCGCGAGGAAAACGAGAAUGCGAAGAAGAAGAGCAGCAAGAAGCAGAGGGGCAUCAAAGAUGUCGUUGUACAAGAUGACUUUGAAGUGACUAUCUUCCUGACUGAGCUCUCCACUCGCCAUUCGCUACUCACAAAGCAGAAGCACUUCAGCGACAAGCCGAAGCUUAAGUCGACCAGUAAUAGAUUGACCGGGUGGUUGAAGAAUGACAGCGCGAAUCCGAUUCACGUUGAGGAGGAUGAGGAGGCACCAGAAGUGCUGCGGGAGGACGGCGAUGACGUUCCAGAGCUAAGGGACAUACCGGAAGUCGGCGAGGUUGGCAAGAGGAAAGGCGGCGACGCUGAGGACGAAGAGCCGCUAUUCGUCAGCUCCGACGACGAAGAGUUCUUCGCGACGCAACGAGAGCGUAGGAGCAAGCGACGGAAGCGCAACGAGGCAUCGGGUGAUGCGGAGCCGGAAGAACCAGCGGCGCAAGAUGAUAAGAAGAAGCUGGCUCUAGACACAUCUUACGAUGGCUUCAGUAUAUACGGGCGCAUGAUCUGCUUGUUGGUGAAGAGGAAAGGCAAGAAGGCGCAAGUAGGCGGUGCACCUGUCGGUGGUAGCCAGAUGAUGGAGGAAUGGGUGAGCACGCAAGCGGCGCAAGAGGCUGGUCUGAACGACGAUGAUUGAUGGCUCAGUACGAGCGCCCUACGGGUGCCAACAGGACACUUUUAACUUGUCAUUUCCGCAAUGAGUCGAUCUAGCAGGAAGACCACGAGCUAUCUGGAUACAAUUUUGACAAUCCUCAAGACUGGUGCAGAUUCACGGCAGAGUAGAAUACCAAGCGGUCGGUAAAGCGCCGAUCACAUCCUGCGCGAUAAGGCGGCAAACAUCCAGAGUUAUUCAGCUCGUGGGCAAUGUACCGUCCAGAUGCGCAACGCCCAUGUGAGUG